CUUAGAAGUUAGGAUGGUUAAUUGAGUUAGAAUUUGGGUACUAAUUGGGUUUUGUUCUAAUUUUGGUUCACGAUUCGGUUUGUGUUAUUGUCUGCCGUUACACCAACAUAAAUAAUAUACUAAAUGGGUUAUUCGGUUCAACACGAGUAACCACAACAUCACAAAAACCGUAACAUUCGAAUUUUCGGGUAACCUCAAUGGUAUUGAUGCCGAUUGCUACAAAAAAAGGUAUCGAUUCGAGUUCCAGCAAUCGACCAAUUCGAUUCGAUUAACUGAAAUCGACCCGAUUGCCAACCCAAGUAAAUGCUUUUAGUUAAAAAUUAAAUCUAAAGAUGAAGGUAGCUGCAUUUUUUUUUUGUUGUUGGUAGAAUUAGAAUCAUUUUCAUUUUUGAAUUGUCGAUUAGUGAAAAAUGUGUUUCUCCGCUGGGGAAUUCGUUUCACCAAUCCAAAUCACCCGACCUCUGAUGCCAUAUUGCACGUGCAAGUCACGAAGAAAAGUACAAAGCAAAACCAAGGACAAAAAUAAAUGUCUGGGUGGAAAAAAAAUAAUUAAAAAUGCAAACCGAGUCAGCCAAACUGAGUUGCGCCGAACCGGGUGGGGAUCCGAUUCGGAAGGGGGUGAGUUACUGAGUGGGACAGGAAAUGAGGGAGAAAGCCAACUCGUUCAUUCAACUUUUUAGGUCAAGUUGUGUAUUUUAAGGUUUAAAAAGCACUGUUGACUGUAGCUGUAAGGCGAGCAGUUGGUGGGGAGUGAGGUAGGGAAGAAAGCCGAGCUCUGGGGUUUGGCUGAUUGGGGGAAAGGAAAGGGAAGAGAGGAAAAAGAGAAGAGAUUCAGAGGAGGAAGAAGAAGAAGAAGCGUUUUGGUGGUGGCUGGCUGGCGGUGGACGGCGGUGGUGGUAUAGAUCUGAAGACCGCCGGAGGAAAUUUCUUUCUUUUUCUUUCCCUUUCUCUUUCAAUCGGGUCUUAUCAUUCUAUCAUGAUCUGAUUGACCAUUUCUCUUUCUCUCUCUCUCUGUCAAUCCCACUCACUAUAAUUACCCCGAAAAGUCGCAAAACCACAAACUGAAGAAUGCCUUCUAGGCCUUACUUCCACAAGAUAAUUCUCCCCAGAACCGUUCAGGACAGGAAGCUGAGGAUCCCAGAUAACUUUAUCAAGAAAUUUGCAAAUGACCUCACUCCACUUGUCAGGCUGACUGUUCCGGAUGGUCAUGUGUGGCGUAUAGGAAUAGUAAAAGCUGAUGAUAAGUUUUGGUUUCACGAUGGGUGGCAUGAUUUUGUCGAGAGUUACAAGAUUCGUGUUGGCUACAUGCUGAUUUUCAGAUAUGAAGGAAAUGCAAUCUUCAAUGUUCAUAUAUUCAAUUUGUCUGCUUCUGAGAUAAACUAUCAAACUAACACUCUCAGUGGGAAAAGAUGCCUUCUAUUUGAUGAUUUGGAAGAUGAGGACUCUGCCGAGUACUUGAAUCCCUUGCCGGUCUACCAAGUUCCCUACACAAUGAAAGCAAAUCCGCAUUUGACCAGAGUAACGAAUGUUCCACAACCAGCAACUCGGCCUGCUAGCGAUGGGAAUCUUCAGUUUAAUGCAUUUGAUCAACGAAAUGCUUCAGAUGCACCACCACCACCACCAGUAAAAGUUCCCAAGAAACGUGGAAGAAAAAGGAUAAAGCCUGAUCCAAAUGCAGCUGAACAACAACAGCCCUCUGCCCUAAAAUCCCAAGAAGAUGGAGAUAUGCGCCUCAGAUUCUAUGAAAGUGCCUCAGCGAGGAAGAGAACUGUGACGGCUGAAGAAAGGGAAAGAGCAAUAAAUGCAGCCAAAACAUUUGAACCAGAAAAUCCUUUCUGCAGGGUUGUGUUGCGACCGUCUUAUUUAUACAGAGGUUGCAUUAUGUAUCUACCAUCCGGCUUUGCGGAGAAGCAUCUCAAUGGAGUUUCGGGAUUCAUCAAGCUUCAGUUUACUGAUGGGAAGCAGUGGCCUGUUCGAUGUCUUUAUAGAGGAGGGAGAGCUAAACUGAGCCAGGGAUGGUACGAGUUCACCUUGGAGAACAAUAUAGGGGAAGGAGAUGUGUGCGUCUUUGAGCUGAUGAAAUCGAGGGAUGUUGUGCUGAAAAUAACUGUGUUCCGAGUCACGGACACUGCUGGCAACUAUCUCAACCACCAUCGAUCAGCUCCUGCUCCGUCGAGGCACUAGAACUUAAAGCUGGGGAUCCACAUCAUAGCAUAGAUUAGGAAGGCUGGAACUGGUGAGAACUUCGUCUCUUUCGCGUUGCUGUUGAUGAUCUGUCAUGGAAGUCUCUCUGCUGGCACAUUGCAAUGCUGUUGAUGAUUGUCUAUAAGAAAAAAGAAAACGCAUCUGCAAAUUAGCUGGAAGCUUCUUCAUUUGUUAAUUUAGGGUGCUUUGUGCACGGCAUUUUUUUCCGUGGGUUUGAUAGGGCUGUAAAUAGACUGCUCCAAUCAAGAAGGUAUCAAGCUGGACCAGAACCAUCAGAUCUUUGUGUGGCAGCUCUGGUUCCUUUUCAGAUUGCUAUGUUUGAUUCCAAUUCCAUGCUCUUUAGGGUGUAUGCAUGGUUUGUUCGCCAGAUCUUUGUGUUCUGCUUUUCCGGUUUCUACCCUGCUUCUGCUUUGUUUCGCUGUCUCGACGCAUAGAUCAUUGUAAGACUUUCACAGGGAGUCGUGAGUAUUGAACUAACGAUUAGGUGUCCAUUCCAGAUGUAAAAUUUGAGUCUUGUUUUAGUCUCGAAUCCUUUUGGUCCAUUGGAAAGUCGUAAUAGUCUUGUUUUAGUCUCGAUAUAUUAAUCCAGGUCAACACUCGACGACCAAAGCAAGCUAACCAAAGGGUGGUUGCAGUUUGUAUGGGAAAAUAAGUUGGGAAGAAGGAGAUGUCUGCAUCUUCAAGCUGGUUUGAUGCGACCAACGUUGUCUUCAAAGUGAUCAUAUUUGGGGUAAAAAGUAGAGUGGCCUUUUUUUACUGAAGGAUGCAUCAGAAAGGGCCAAAUAAGGAAAGCUGGGAUGAGAGGUUUGACGUUUGAGUGGUGAAAUGGCUUCAUCAAUCAUGGCAGAAGAGAUUUCGUCUGAUUAAGUUUCAGAGAUGGGUAGAAGAAUCGAGUGGGUAAAUGAAGGUUACUCAUGAAGAGAACCGUUGGAUCAUAGCCUUACUUUUCAAUCCUCACUCUGUAAAUGAGCGCAAGUCAUCAUUUCAAGAAGCCAAAAAGCCAGGUAAAAAAAACAGAGCAAUUACACAUUUUCGACUCUGUGCCUGCAAAACAGAGGUUUGAUCCUGUCAAGAUAUCUCUUGUUUCCCCUUCCUUGCAAACAAAUUCUGAAUUCCUACAUUUCUAACAUAGUGAUAAGAAAGCAGCAAACCUGAAACCUCAUAAAAGCAGAGCUUAAAC
Messenger RNA from Linum trigynum, 3385 nucleotides. The record is from the annotation of a GenBank genome assembly. Lineage: Eukaryota; Viridiplantae; Streptophyta; Magnoliopsida; Malpighiales; Linaceae.